AUGUGUGGCCCGUUGCUCGGUUGUGUUCUGCCUGCGUCUGUUGCGUCGCUAGAACCGGCCUGCAGUCGGGAGCCUGUUUGCGCCGAUAUGCAGACGAUGCUGGGUCAGUUACAUCGCCAAGGCGACCAGAGAGUACACAGCUUUGCCGGCAAAGUCUGUAGGCGCCCGAGCGCCUCGAAGGGGCUCGGAACGGGAGACGAGAGGACGGAAGCGCUCGCGUUCGCUGGCACAAUCCAGCCUCAGUUGCCCAGCCUCUGCUGGCCCCGGAACCGUCGAGCUCGGCCGUUAAGGCCACGUCAGCCUCGUGGCAGGCCUGGCCUGGCCUGUCGACACUUUUGCACGCCAUCAAGCCGCGCCCUGCGAUUGGUGGCUCGUUCUGCCGUCUGGAUCGAUAAGCUGCCCAUCCUGCCGCCUUCAACCAAUCACAGUGAAGGGCAGCUUUGCUUUCGUCUAUCGCGGAGAGGUGAUAAUUUGACAGCAGACGGGCAAUGCAGACUUGCCUCGAGGCCGGGCUUCAAAGUGCGUCUUAAUCUUUCGGCCGGUUCUGCUUGCUUCGGAGGCAAUGACGAACGGGCGACGACAUUAUCGGCCCUGCUCGAGACCGCGCCUGGACGACAGCGACGCCGAACUGGAGCCGGAGGAGGCGUUCGAGGAGGCCGAGUCCACGAUGGAACCGAUGGCCCUGACCGGUCGGGGCCGGAGCAGGAAAGCCCGUCAGCUCAGUCAGGAGUUGGAAUAUUCUACAUUUUUAGGUUGGUUGUCAAGCCAUACAUUUAUGCGUAUACGCGUACGCAUGCACACAGAAGCAUGACCUAA
This is a messenger RNA of Protopolystoma xenopodis, 816 nucleotides long. NCBI's taxonomy places the organism in Eukaryota, Metazoa, Platyhelminthes, Monogenea, Polystomatidea, Polystomatidae. The record is from the annotation of a GenBank genome assembly.